UGUUCCCCACGUUGCUCACUUGUACUCGUAUACAAGUAGUCAAAUCACACAAUCAGCGUCUCUCAAUAAAAAAAUCAGACAAUCAGUACACAUUAAUUUCCUCUCUUUUUUGUUUUCCCACAUAUACAAUAGUCAAGUUAAGUUUCAGUCAGAGAUAGACAGAGAUGAGUGGAGAAGGUAAAGCAGUGUGUGUAACAGGAGCAUCAGGUUUCAUAGCAUCAUGGAUUGUCAAACUUUUAUUGGAUCGUGGCUACACUGUUCAUGCUACUGUCCGGUCUCUUGCUGAUCCAAAAAGGACAGAACAUCUAUGUGCUCUUGAUGGAGCUAAGGAAAGGCUAUCUUUGUUUGAAGCUAGCUUAACUAAAGAAGGUUCCUUUGAUGCUGCAGUUAAUGGAUGUGUAUGCGUGUUUCACACUGCAUCUCCUGUUCACUUGGACACUGAUGACCCUCAGGCACAAUUGAUAGGUCCUGCAGUGACGGGGACACUUAAUGUUCUCAAAUCAGCUGCUAAAGUUCCAUCGCUCAAGAGAGUUGUCUUGACAUCUUCUAUAGCGGCAGUUAUGUAUGCUGGUAAGGAAACUGAGUCUGUUCCCGCUGUGAUCGAUGAAACCUGGUUCUCCGAUCCAGCCCUUUGUGAGCAAAAACAGUUGUGGUAUCCUCUUUCAAAGACCUUGGCCGAAGAAGCUGCUGUAAAAUUUUCAAAAGAGCAUGGAUUGGAGUUGGUGGCUAUAAAUCCUGGCUAUGUGAUCGGUCCUAUUUUACAGCCAACUCUUAAUGCCACUUCUGAGGGAUUUAUGGACUUGAUAAAAACUGGAAAGGAAGUAUUCCCCAAUGGAAUAUUCAGGCUUGUUGAUGUCAGAGACGUUGCUACUGCACAUAUACUAGGCUUUGAGAAUCCGGAAGCUAAUGGUAGAUAUUGCGUGGUUGGUAAUGUGGUUCGAUCUUCAGAGAUCAUAAAGAUCGUACAUAAACUCUAUCCAUCUCUUGUCCCUUCUGAAAGAGUUAAAGACAGCAACACUGAGCCACUACCUUACACUGUAUCAAGGGCAAAGGCAGAAAGUCUAGGCGUUAAGUUUACUCCGAUUGAGGAUAAGAUGAUGAGUGGAGGAGAAGGGAAAGUGGUGUGUGUAACAGGGGCAUCAGGUUUCAUAGCUUCAUGGAUUGUUAAGCUCCUUUUGGAUCGUGGCUACACUGUUCGUGCUACUGUCCGCUCCCUUGCUGAUCCAAAAAGGACAGAACAUCUACGUGCUCUUGAUGGAGCGAAGGAAAGGCUGUCUUUGUUUGAAGCUAGCUUAACCGAUGAAGGUUCUUUUGAUGCGGCAAUUAAUGGCUGUGUAUGCGUGUUUCACACGGCAUCUCCUGUUCACUUGGACACUGAUGACCCUCAGGCAGAAUUGAUAGAUCCUGCAGUAAAGGGGACACUUAAUGUUCUUAAAUCAGCUGCUAAAGUGCCAUCACUCAAGAGAGUCGUCUUGACAUCUUCUAUGACAGCAGUUAUAUUGGCUGGUAAAGAACCCGAGUCUGGUCCUGCUGUGAUAGAUGAAACCUGGUUCUCAGAUCCAGCAAUCUGUGAGCAAAAAAAGCUGUGGUAUCACCUUUCAAAGACUUUGGCUGAGGAAGCUGCUGUGAACUUUUCAAAAGAGAAUGGUUUGGAAUUGGUGGUUGUAAAUCCUGGCUAUGUGAUUGGUCCUCUUUUACAGCCAGCUCUCAAUGCCACUUCCGAGGGAUUUAUAGACUUGAUAAAAACUGGAAAGGAGGUAUUCGCCGAUGGAAUAUUCAGGCUUGUUGAUGUCAGAGACGUUGCUACUGCACAUAUAUUAGCCUUUGAGAAUCCGGAAGCUAACGGUAGAUAUUGCGUGGUUGGGAAGGUGGUUCGAUCUUCUGAGCUCAUAAGGAUCGUACAUAACCUCUAUCCGUCUCUUGUCCAUUCUGAAAGGGUCAAAGACAGCAAUGUUGAGCCGCUACCUUACACCGUAUCAACGGCAAAAGCAGAAAGUCUAGGCGUUAAGUUUACUCCGAUUGAGGAAAGUAUCAAGGACAUUGUUGAAAGCUUGAAGGAGAAGAACUUACUGGCAUUCUAAAACACCAGAGAGUUGGAAGACAAUGGCAUUCUAUACACCAAUAAUGUGGGAACUGAUUCUAGUUUUCUCCCCAACUCUAUGGUUUUAAAUUCUGACUAUUUCUGAGUGCAAUGAAUCUUUGCUUUUAUGCUA
Messenger RNA from Erigeron canadensis, 2213 nucleotides. Its product is annotated as phenylacetaldehyde reductase-like. Gene Ontology annotation, molecular function: oxidoreductase activity, acting on the CH-OH group of donors, NAD or NADP as acceptor. Lineage: Eukaryota; Viridiplantae; Streptophyta; Magnoliopsida; Asterales; Asteraceae. The record is from RefSeq and is a predicted model, not a curated record. Bases 165 to 2081 code for a protein of 638 amino acids. The transcript has 12 exons.